UUUUUCGAUAUCCGUCAGCAGAGGGUCGCAACGCGGACCAAGGUUGACUAAUUAUGCAGUCUUACAGCGCAGUGAUGGCUUUUUCGCUGGCGUACGGGCGUCACGAAGCUUCUUCAGCAGGGUUCAGUCCCGGCGAGAGUCGCAAUGAGUAACUGGAGUGGCGUGCGGAGUGGCGUUGUCUGGAAGACUAUAAAGCCGCCCAAGUGCUUCCGCCGUUGUCAGUCUUUCUAACAUCUUGCUUUCCACUCACAGUCUUAUCCAUCGAAGAACCAAUUCACACUCAACACAUACCAACAUGACUUCCGGUACUCUUCUCAUCACUGGCGCGAGUGGCUAUUUAGGUGGCCAUCUUGUCGGGACAGCUCUAGAUAAGGGCUACAACGUUCGAGCGACUGCCCGAAGCGAGUCAUCCGCAAAGAAAAUCAUCGAUCAAUUUCCCCAGUACAAGGCGCAGCUUUCGACCGCCAUUGUGCCCGACAUGACCGACGCCAAAUCCUACGAGCACCACUUGGAAGGCGUCGUGGGCAUCCUUCACUCGGCCUCACCAUUCGUCCUGAAGCCCGAAGACAAUGUCAAGGAUUUGCUGGAACCCGCCAUUCACGGAUCCGUCGCCAUUCUCGAGGCUGCCAAACAAUGGGGUCCUUCUGUUCGUCGCGUCGUCAUCACCUCAAGCCAUGCCUCUGUAUGCGACCUGGGAAAGGGGAAGCGCCCGGGCUAUGUUUAUGACGAGAAGGAUUGGAAUCCGGUCACAUUUGAGGAAGCCGCCGUCGCCGAUGGAGUGGUGGCAUACUGCGCAUCCAAGGCUCUGGCUGAAAAGGCCGCAUGGGAUUGGGUCGCCAAGAAUGAGCCCAAGUUUGACUUGGUCACCAUUACUCCUCCUUGGAUAUUCGGCCCCUAUGUGACCGAGCUGACCAACACAAAGGGCCUCAGCGAAUCGCUUCAGCUUCUUUACGGCAUCAUAGGAGCAACCGAGGUCCCUCCGUUUGAUUUCGGCGGGUUCGCUGAUGCGCGCGAAGUGGCAGCGGCCCAUGUUCUUGGCUUCGAGGUUCCAGAAGCCGGCGGACAAAGGUUCUGGGUUGGUCAGAACUUCAACUACCAGAGUGCUGUGGAUGCAGCUAGGGAGCAGAUUCCCGAGCUGAGGUCCAGGAUGCCUGUCGGUCAAACAGGAGUUGUUGAGGAUACCUACACGGUAGAUGGAAGUAAAGCGACCCGAGUGCUGGGCCUGAAGUAUAGGACAUUGGCAGAGACUGUGAAGGACACGUACGAGCAACUCCUUCGUGCCGAGGCAGCUGAGGCGAAGUGAACGUUGGGGUUUUGUUGUCGGGAAUGAAUUUAGCUGCUGAGCCUGUCCGGGUCUACAAUUAAGUAUGAAAAUAUGGGAACUUUUCAGAUCUCAGUCCUUGUGCAAAAAUAAGUUUCUUGAACUAGAACAAAUAUGA
Molecule: messenger RNA, 1439 nt
Organism: Ilyonectria robusta
Lineage: Eukaryota; Fungi; Ascomycota; Sordariomycetes; Hypocreales; Nectriaceae
Exons: 1
Coding region: 296-1303 (335 amino acids)
Molecular function (GO): oxidoreductase activity, acting on the CH-OH group of donors, NAD or NADP as acceptor
Source: RefSeq, a predicted model, not a curated record